CACACGGUUUUUGGGAUCUGAAAGGGUCACCAAACAGCGCGUCUUCUCAAAAAAUUCCCUUUCCUUUACAAACAAAUCCACACAAUUAAUGAAAAAAUUCAUUGUUCUUCAUGUUCCUCAAAAACCCAGAUUAUAACUUUUUUUGAAUCUUCUUGUUGUUCAUCUUGUCUUUUUGUUUCUGUUUCAUUCAUCAUUUUGAAGCUAUGGUGACAACUUUGCUAUUAUUAGCUAUUCUUUUCAUACUGGGUUUCAUUCAUAUUUACUUUUCUUUUUUGCCCAAUAAAUUUUAUUAUUGGAUCCAAUCUUUAAUCCGCAAUACUAGUCCUUCAUCAUCAUCAUCUUCAGCUGUGAAUUACAAAACGGCCCAGAAAAUAUCAGUAACGGAACGGGGAGAUCCAAAUAACUUGGAGUUAAAAAGGGUGUUUUCCACCUUCGACAAAAACGGGGACGGAUUCAUAACCAAGCAAGAAUUGCGCGAAUCGUUAAAGAACAUACGGAUGUUCAUGACGGAAUCGGAGGUGGAAGAAAUGGUGGUGAAACUCGAUGCUAACGGUGAUGGGUUGAUUGAUUUCGAUGAGUUUUGUGUCUUGUGUAAAGCCAUCGACGACGACGACGACGGCGGCGGCGAGGAAUUUAAAAGAUUGGGGGAAGAAGGUGAAAUAUUGAAGGAAGCUUUCGAUGUGUUUGAUAGGGAUAAAGACGGGUUAAUUACCGUCGAGGAAUUGGGAUCGGUGCUUUGUUCAUUGGGAUUAAAAGAAGGUGAUAAGAUCGAAGAUUGUAAAGCGAUGAUACGGAAAGUUGAUAUCGACGGCGAUGGGAUGGUGAAUUUCGAUGAAUUCAAGACGAUGAUGAAAAAUGGUGGCCGAUUAGUCUCAGCCUUUUGAUUUAAAAUCAAAUUAUAAGGUAUAAUUUCAUUUUUAGUCCUUCUACUAUGCCAAAAUUCAAGAUCUGAUUCUCUUUUCGAUCCUUUUAGGUAAAAAUUUUCUUUAUUAAUUUCGAUAUGAA
This is a messenger RNA of Gossypium raimondii (Peruvian cotton), 1005 nucleotides long. RefSeq names its product calmodulin-like protein 7. Gene Ontology annotation, molecular function: calcium ion binding. Lineage: Eukaryota; Viridiplantae; Streptophyta; Magnoliopsida; Malvales; Malvaceae. The transcript has a single exon. Bases 204 to 884 code for a protein of 226 amino acids. The record is from RefSeq and is a predicted model, not a curated record.